AUCUUUUUUUAAUAUAUAUAUUCGAAUGUUGUUUUUGUCGAAUAAAAUUGGUUAAAUUUACAACGUUCUGUAUUCUAUUAGUUUAUAAAGAUUUAAUUUGUUCAGCACUUGAAGUCAUUCAGUUAUACUGAGGAUUAUCGGGAAAAGUGAAUCUGUUUUCAACCACAUAUAUUCAUAUCAUUAUUCAUCGGUAAACAAGGUUUUUUUGGUUAAGUUGUCGCUAGUUCGAAUGUUCGAAAUAUUUUCAAGGAAAUUCGAAAAUCAUGUCGACGGGUGAGGAAAAAUUGUCAAUUGCCGAAACUGUUGAGAACGAGAGAUCUCAAUCGCCUCAAUGGUUUCAAGAAAGAGCCGAGCGCAAUCGACAACGUGCAUUAUUAUUGAAAAAAUCAAAGCUCGUUGCUCAUCCUUAUGCCAGAGAAGAUGAUACGACACAAGCAAGAGUCCUCAAAGUUCAAGGAAAGAAAGUUGUUGACAGUGGUGGUGGCUUCCUCAUUGAAGAUGACCUUGAUUUAGAGGAGGAACUGCUGAAAAUUGUGGAAGAACCUGCUCCAAUUAUACUAGGUUUACCCAUUUGUGAAGAAUGCCAGAAAGAGUUCAAAGACUCUUGGUUGUUACAGAAAUUUGAUUAUUCUGUAUGCGAUUCGUGCAAAUCUAACGACAAAGAUGGCAAACAUUCUCUGAUAACAAAGAGCGAAGCAAAGGACGAAUAUCUCCUGAAAGAUUGCGACUUUGACAAAAGAGAGCCAGCCCUCAAGUAUAUUGUUCGCAAGAAUCCGCACAACAUGAGAUGGGGAGAAAUGAAAUUGUAUUUGCAGUUACAAAUUGAGAAACGAGCCUUGGAAGUGUGGGGCUCGGAGGAGACGUUAUUGGAAGAGAAAGAGAAACGUGAUGUCAAGAGACAGGAAACUAAAAUUAAAAGAUACAAUAAAAAAGUAAAGCAAUUACGUAUGGAAGUUCGAAGUUCGAUGUAUGACAAAACGACCAAAGCAUCGCACACUCAUGUGUUCGGAGGUGAUACAUACAACAAGGACGACGAUACUUACACCCACACUUGCACCGAUUGUGGUUACGAAGAGACUUAUGAAAAAAUGUGAACGAUUGAUAUAUUGAGAUGAUGUAUGUGCAGAAAAGAAUGUUUUGUUGAAACAACCAUAAAAAGUAUUACCCCAGGCAUAAUAUAUGAAGACAUAAAAAUACUCAAA
This is a messenger RNA of Venturia canescens, 1202 nucleotides long. RefSeq names its product DNA repair protein complementing XP-A cells homolog Xpac (gene Xpac). Gene Ontology annotation, biological process: nucleotide-excision repair involved in interstrand cross-link repair; base-excision repair; UV-damage excision repair. The record is from RefSeq and is a predicted model, not a curated record. Lineage: Eukaryota; Metazoa; Arthropoda; Insecta; Hymenoptera; Ichneumonidae. The transcript is spliced from 5 exons. Bases 264 to 1094 code for a protein of 276 amino acids. Gene Ontology annotation, molecular function: damaged DNA binding. Gene Ontology annotation, cellular component: nucleotide-excision repair factor 1 complex.